AUGGACGCAGCUGAUACGUGUUUUCUACUUACAUCAGCAAAGGCUAAGGAGGCUCAGACAAAAGAUGUUUCAAGGGAAAUGGAGGGAGGUGAUGUACGUACUUCCUCUCCUUUGAAUGUACGUAUAUCACGAGAUGAUAAGGAGGCUCAGAUAGAUGCUUCUAAAGAUAUGGAGGGAGGUACUCGCCUAAAUCUUUAA
Molecule: messenger RNA, 198 nt
Organism: Arabis nemorensis
Lineage: Eukaryota; Viridiplantae; Streptophyta; Magnoliopsida; Brassicales; Brassicaceae
Source: the annotation of a GenBank genome assembly